Molecule: messenger RNA, 2277 nt
Organism: Manduca sexta (tobacco hornworm)
Lineage: Eukaryota; Metazoa; Arthropoda; Insecta; Lepidoptera; Sphingidae
Product: ATP-dependent RNA helicase p62
Exons: 5
Coding region: 226-1764 (512 amino acids)
Cellular component (GO): cytoplasm; nucleus; ribonucleoprotein complex
Molecular function (GO): RNA helicase activity; ATP binding; RNA binding
Source: RefSeq, a predicted model, not a curated record
GAAUGUCGAGCAUAUCUAGGCUGGCCAAUGGUGUUUAUGUUACCUAACCUAAAAAUCUACACGAGUAAUCUGUGAAUGAAAAUCCGUCUAAAAUUCAGUUUUGUGUUGUGCUUUUGUGUAUAGAGUUUUAUUUAUUAAUCAGUGUCAUCAAAUUUGGUAUCUGUUUUAUAGGUGUAGGCUUUGGCUAUUUAGGAACAUACAUCUUCUCUAAUACAGUGUCAAACAAUGGCUUUAAAUGUUAUAACAAAGUUUAUAAGACGGAAAGAUGUAUCUAUUCUGUUAUCUCAUCACUACAAGCAGUUGUCCACAGAUGUUGGGUUAUUGAAAUACCUGAGGACAACAGCUCUGUCCCAUACAAAUCAGUAUCACCACAGUCAACAGUCAAGAUUGAGACAAAGUUACAGUCACAGAUUUUAUUCAGUGAAAACAGCACAACAAGUUGACAAUUACCGUACAGAAAACAAAGUCACAGUUAUUGGUGAAGACAUUCCAUCACCUUAUACUGAUAUCAAUCAGAGUGAUUUCCCUGAUUACAUCAAACGAUUUCUCAAUGAUCAAGGUUUUACUACACCCACAGUUAUACAAUCUCAAAGCUGGCCGAUAGCAUUGAGUGGACAAAACUUUGUAGGAAUAGCGCAGACUGGCACAGGGAAGACACUUGCAUACUUACUACCAGCAGUUGUACAUAUAAAAGAGAAAAUGGCAAAAAAGGGCCGUGGUCCUAUUGCACUUGUCUUAGCUCCAACAAGAGAACUGGCCAGACAAAUUGAGGCAGUGGCAAAAGAUUUUGAAAGUCUAUUGAAUAUAAGAUGUGUUUGUAUAUAUGGAGGUGCUAAUCGGACAAGGCAAGCAAAUCAGCUUCAAGAUGGUGUAGAUAUAGUUAUAGCGACGCCUGGCCGGCUUAAUGACUUUCUUGUAAGCAAAACAACUAAUUUGAGCAGAUGUACAUAUGUUGUGCUGGAUGAAGCCGACAGAAUGUUGGAUAUGGGGUUUGAGCCCCAAAUACGACAGGCCUUAGAGGGUGUCCCACUGGACAGGCAGAUUUUGAUGUUUUCAGCAACUUGGCCUAAAGAAGUUAGACAUUUAGCAAAAGAUUAUUUAGGUGAAUUUAUACAAGUUAAUGUUGGUUCCACAGAACUGUCAGCAAAUCACAAUAUCGAGCAACAUGUUCACAUUUGCGAUCAGGAGGGAAAAUUGAUAAAGUUUAAAGAAAUAAUGCACACCAUUUCCGGUGAUGGUUUUGGGAAAACUUUAGUAUUUUCUAAUACAAAAAAGUCUGUAGACUUUUUAACCCAAAUGCUCAGGAGAAAUGCAUGGCCAGCAAUGGGAAUUCAUGGAGAUAAAACACAAAUGCAGAGAGAUAUUAUUAUUAACAAAUUCAAAACAGGCAAGACAAGCAUUUUAGUUGCUACUGAUGUUGCUGCUAGAGGUCUUGAUGUGGAUGGUGUCACACAUGUCAUCAACUACGACUACCCCAACACAUCAGAAGAUUAUAUCCACAGAAUAGGUCGCACAGGUCGUCAGCAAAAUAAAGGUGUAUCCCACACAAUCCUCACUGAAGAAAAUGCAAGACAAGCCAAGGGUCUCAUUGAGGUUUUAAAAGAAGCUAAUCAAGAAAUCCCGAAGGAAUUGAACCACAUGGCUCAAACUUACAAUGCCGAAAGAGCCGAAGAGCUCGAAGCGAAAAGAACAUCAAAAUUCAAACAACAUAAUUUCAACCCGAAUAGAAGAUGGAAUAAAUUCCGAUUCAAUAAAAUAUAUUAGAUUAAUCAAUAGAUUUAUUGUGCAAUCUAAUUACGACCGUUUUAUAAACGAUCGCAAUCCUAAUAUACAAUCCGAUCUCGAGAAAAAACUAAUCAAAACGAUGAUUGUAAGGAUGUAAAAAAAAACAUACAUUUAAACAUUAAACUUCUGAUUAGUUUUUUUUGUGAUGGACCGAAAAAAGCGAUUGCUAAUUGAAAACAAUAUUUAGUGUAAAACAAAAACGAUAUCUAGUAGAUUAUUUUACGUUGUUGAGCAGAUUGUGAUAUUAUAGUUUUUCUGAAUGAUUUCCAUAGCAAUUCCAAGUUUUCGCAUAAAAAUAAUAUUACUACGUGUACCCAAAAUAAACGAGUAUAUAAUAAAUUGUAGGUCGUUAAGUACUAUACUACUAGUAUAUUAUUGUUUUAUUUAUUAUAAUAUAAUUGCAAAACGGUCACAAAACCUUUCUGUUAUUUUUAAAAUAUCUAACAAAUGUGAUAAUACCUAUCUUGAAGGUUGAAUAAAUCUGCAAUAGUA